AUGAAUCUUCUCCACCCUCUCCUCCUCCUCCCGCCGCUCGCCGUCGCGAUUUCUUUCCUCCUGAUCAAAUUCGUCUACUCCGUCCUCUGGCUUCCCUUCGCGAUCCAGCGCCACUUCAAAACCCAAGGAAUUUCCGGCCCGGCGUACCGCCCCAUCGCCGGUAACUCCGCCGAGAUCCGCGCCCUCUUCGCGCGAUCAACGCCGCCGGCAGCGGGAUUCCACCACCGCGAUGUCGUCGCCAGGGUUUCCCCGUUCUACCACGCGUGGUCCCGCGCGUACGGGAAGACUUUCCUGUACUGGUUUGGGCUCAAGCCCAGACUGGCCGUAACGAGCCCGGACGUGAUCAAGGAGUUGUUGCUGAACACGAGCGGGUCGUUUGGGAAAGUCCGGUUCAACCCGCUGUCCAAGUUGCUGUUCGGGGCUGGGCUCGUUGGGCUCGAGGGAGAUAAAUGGGCCCUUCAUCGACGGAUCACUAGCCAGGCCUUCAACAUGGAGAGAGUUAAGGAAUGGGUGCCGGAGAUUGUAUCCAGCGCCGGGAAAAUGCUGGAGAAAUGGGAGGAGAUCAGAGGAGGAAGGGAAGAAUUCGAGAUCGACGUUCACAAAGAUACCCACCUCGUCUCCGCCGAUAUCAUUUCAAGAACUGCGUUCGGGAGCAGCUUCGAAGAAGGGAAACGGAUCUUCGCAGUACAGGAUCAGCAGCAGAAUCUGAUUUCUCUUGCCCUAAGAAGUGUCUACAUUCCAGGGUUCAGGUUCCUGCCGACGAGGAAGAACAGGGAUAGAUGGAGACUGGAGAAGGAAACUCGGGACUCGAUUAGGGUUUUGAUUCAGGGGAACAGCAGGGGAUUGGGGAAUUCCAGAAAUCUGCUUGCUUUGCUGACGUCUUCGUACAGGAAUCAGGAUGGAGUGGAGGAGAAAUUGGGUGUGGAGGAAGUGAUAGACGAAUGCAAGACGUUUUAUUUUGCUGGGAAAGAGACUACUGCCAAUCUAUUGACUUUUGCUCUGCUUCUGUUGGCGAAUCAUCGGGAGUGGCAGGAGAAGGCUCGAGAGGAAGUGGUUCGUGUCUGUGGAGGAAGAGACGAAGCUCUCCUUGCAGAGAAUCUGAGCGACCUCAAGAUUUUGAGUUUGAUAAUCAACGAAACUCUGCGAAUGUACCCUCCGGCCGUGUUACUAAUGAGGGAGGCCACCAAGAAAGUCAAGCUGGGCAGCCUGCAAGUUCCUUCAGGAACACAACUCUAUAUCCCUGUGAUAGCCGUUCACUACGACCCUGAAAUAUGGGGGGAAGAUGCCGACGAGUUCAAUCCUUCACGGUUCAACGAGCCUCGAAAGCAUAUGGCUUCGUUCUUGCCCUUUGGAAUGGGUCCCAGGAUCUGCGUGGGUCAGAAUUUAGCCAUCGUUGAAGCCAAGAUAGUGCUGGCUACCAUCAUCAGGAACUACUCUUUUGUACUGUCCCCUACUUAUGUUCAUGCCCCCAUGCUUUUGAUCAGCUUGCAGCCUCAGUGGUCGCGCGCGUACGGGAAGACUUUCCUGUACUGGUUUGGGCUCAAGCCCAGAUUGGCAAUAACGGGCCCGGACAUGGUCAAGAAGGUGUUGUUGAACACGUGCGGGUCGUUUGGGAAAGUCCCGUUCGACCCGAUGUCCAAGUUGCUCUUCGGGGAAGGGCUCGUUGGGCUCGAGGGCGAAAAAUGGGCCCUUCAUAGACGGAUCACAAACCAGGCCUUCAACAUGGAGAGAGUUAAGGAAUGGGUGCCGGAGAUCGUGUCCAGCGCCGGGAAAGUGCUGGAGAAAUGGGAGGAGAUGAGAGGAGAAAGGGAAGAGUUCGAGAUCGACGUCCACAAAGAAGCCCACAAUCUGUCGGCCGAUAUCAUCUCCAGAACUGCCUUCGGUAGCAGCUUCGAAGAAGGGAAACGAAUCUUCGCUCUCCAGGACCAGCAGCUGCAUCUCGUUUCUCUUGCCCUAAGAAGCGUCUACAUUCCAGGGUUCAGGUUCUUGCCCACGAGGAGGAACAGGGAGAGGUGGAGAUUGGAGAAGGAGACUCGGGACUCGAUUAGGGUUUUGAUUCAGGGGAACAGCGGGGGGUUGGGGAAUUCCAGAAAUCUCCUGGCUUUGCUGACGUCUUCGUACAGGAAUCAGGAUGGCGGGAAGGAAGAGGAGAAGAUUGGGGUGGACGAUGUGAUCGACGAAUGCAAGACGUUUUACUUUGCUGGGAAAGAGACUACUGCUCAUCUCUUGACUUUUGCUCUGCUUCUGUUGGCUAAUCAUCCAGAAUGGCAGGAUAAGCUUCGGGAGGAAUUGUUUCGUGUGUGUGGAAGAAGGGACCAACCUCUUGUUGCAGAGAAUCUGAGGGACCUUAAGAUUUUGAGUUUGAUAAUCAACGAAACUCUAAGAAUGUACUCUCCAUCUGUGUUGAUAAUGAGGGAGGCCACCAAGAACGUCAAGCUGGGCAGCCUGGAAGUUCCUAAAGGAACACAACUCUAUAUCCCUGUGGUAGCCGUUCACUACGACCCCGAAAUAUGGGGGGAGGAUGCUCACGAGUUCAAUCCUUCGCGGUUCAACGAGCCUCGGAAGCACAUGGCUUCGUUCUUCCCCUUUGGAAUCGGUCCCAGGAUCUGCGUGGGUCAGAAUUUAGCCAUCGUUGAAGCCAAGAUCGUUUUGGCUACCAUCGUCAGGAACUACUCUUUCGUAUUGUCCCCAACUUACGUUCAUGCCCCCAUGCUCUUGCUCAGCUUGCAGCCUCAGUACGGUGCUCAGAUUAUGCUCAGAAAGAUUUCUGGAAAUGAAAACUCGUGUUAACAGAUGGUUGCUUGAUCAUCACAGUAAUGUAUGAUUGUAAUCUUUGUAAGAUUCAUUCGCAUUUUGGACAACGAAAAACAUCUGUCGUAAUCAUAACAUUGCUUCGAAAGUUCGUCGAAAUUCGAGUAAAGAUGGAACAUGGUUCAUUACCCAGCACAAAAACAC
Molecule: messenger RNA, 2955 nt
Organism: Linum tenue
Lineage: Eukaryota; Viridiplantae; Streptophyta; Magnoliopsida; Malpighiales; Linaceae
Source: the annotation of a GenBank genome assembly